UUGCACGAUAUCAGUCGCUAUACCUUGUGAUUCACCGCAGUUAUGAGCCGCGCAAACUUCACCGAAUGUGGCGCCCGAUACAUGUCGGAUCCAAAACUGGUUGAACGAUACAGUUACAGAGGACCAGUCCGUCUGAACUCGCCGAAACCCCAGACCCAAAUCACACAUGAAGGAUGCUUGGCUCUUUGCGGUCGAGGUAACGAGUACUAUUCAUGGCCUGCAAUUGCUGCAACAGUAACCACAUGGAUUCUGCCUAUACUCGGCACGCUGCUGCAGGCGCCUUUUGAAAGUAAUGCGUUUUGGCGCACGAUCAAAGCGAUCAAUCGAUGGAUCGGAAGUCCCGUUUCCAGCCUGACAUUUAUUCUUUGGGAUAUUCAAAUCUCGGGAAAUUGUGCCUUGUUCGUUGACAUGGCCACCCCUUACGAAGCACCUAUUCCGAAUGAAGACAGCGAAUUCUCCAGUAUACGAGACUCUUUCUACAUACUGAUGAAUUUAAAUCAGUACAAGAUGAAACCAGUCAUCUCCAUGACAAGGGAGGCAGAGGGGCUGCUUCGAAUCGUACUGUUCAGCCAGGAUCUGAAGCUUGUCGGAACUCGCAAGACUCUCAGUCGACUUCGGAAAAAUCUUGCCCGUGAUCUAAGAAUCAACAGAAGAAGAGGUGUAGUUCCGGUUUUCAUUUCCACCUUGGCUUUUGUUGUUGCUUUGGGGCUCUCCAUUGAGGCAGCAUUCAGCGAAGUGGGAAGUAAUUUGCAAGCCCAUGCCCUUGCUCUGGGCCUUUUCUCCUGCUGGUUUCCGAUACUAAUACUUUGCUCCAUCCUGGAUCGUAAUCCCGUUGCUUCUGAUGACAUCCAGCGCAAACUGAACAAAAUGGUGGAUCUAGCCUGUCGAUCACUCCAGGAUACGCAAACCCGUAACAACUAUAUUUCAUCUUUCCGUGACCUACCACAAGCUCAGAAAAUGGGUUAUUGGGUCCAGAAAAUCGCAUCAAAGGCGCAGUACAUCGAAGGCGACUACUUUUGUGGCUUCGCGGGUCAGGCCAGAACCAGGUUCCAUUAUGGAGCGGCGCACGCUAUCCUCGUCGACAUCGAGAAAGCCUAUCUGGCUGAGCGUGGACGUAACUGGCUUGCUAAUCCAAGAGAGGCCCGGGCAUCGCUUGUUUUAGGACAGGUCGACUAUGGCUUUACGUGGUUUGACGGUCGCGCCUGUUGGCAGCUUAUGGCAUCUGUGCUAUUGGUAGGUGGAACUAGUGCUGGAGCUUUUGUUCUGUCAUUCAACACUCCAACUGUUGGUCUGGGAUGCCGCACUGGUGGAUAUCUAAUCUUCUUCGCCGUUGCAUUGACAUUACUAGUGGCUGAGAUGCUCGUGUGGUGGCUCACUUCACCGCUGCGCAAGCGCGGCCGCUUCAUCGAGCAUCUUGACAGAUAUACGCGCCGCGCACACAGAGAACCCUGGUGUGGACCGAAAAGACCAACGUUUGAAGGAUUGGUGGCGUCGAGUGCCACUUUGACAAGAUGUUUGCAGGCAAUGGAAGAGUUCAUCGUACACACUGUCUUAACACUCAUCCGCCUCUUUCCCUUCUCCCAUAAAGCAUCAAAACUUGAAACCGCAGAAACUGCAUUACGCACUCAUUUCGAGAUUCUCAGACACCUCACCACCAGGAACUGGCUACAACGCGUCAUUUUCACACCUCUCGAGUUAGGCAACAUGAUCUGGCUCUGCUACCUCCUCACUGCACAGACCAUCGGCGCCUUCAACAACUGCACGUGUCUGUCGAGUAUAUGGGGUGGAUUUGGAGGUUAUCUUGACUUUGAAACUGUGAGCUCGGUGAAAAGUCCAUCUGUUGAAAAGUAUUGGCAAAUGGGCACGAUCAUUACUUGCACGACAAUGGGAUUGGGUAUGGCAUAUAUUGUGUUGGAGUGGCUCCUCCAAGCCCAUCUUAGUACGGAAGAUUACAAAGACGCCGCGAGAGGGCUUGUUCGCGUCCGGCGUUUCCGUCGUUACACCUAUUGGAUCCGCUACCCAUCCUCGCUGCUCGUCGUCAUCAUCAACAACUCGCUCUCCGCGAUGCGCGUUCGCAAGUCUAGUGAACGCAAGGUGCUCGUGUGGAGCAAAGAGACAAAGUACCGACCCACAGUCGGGCAAACUAUCAUGAGUUUAGCUACGGAUGCGCAGAAUUUACCUUUCCAAGGUGUUGUAGAGGCGAGCGUGCGACAUGAUGAGAACGGAGAUGCUGAACAUGGAGCGAGUGAGAGGGGGCAAGUAUGUUGUGUGUGUAAAAAAGAGAAGAGAUCAGUGGAGAAAGCUAGGGCUUGGGAUGAGGAGAUUGGAGAGUGUAGGAGGUAG
Molecule: messenger RNA, 2343 nt
Organism: Periconia digitata
Lineage: Eukaryota; Fungi; Ascomycota; Dothideomycetes; Pleosporales; Periconiaceae
Source: the annotation of a GenBank genome assembly